Molecule: messenger RNA, 864 nt
Organism: Cloeon dipterum
Lineage: Eukaryota; Metazoa; Arthropoda; Insecta; Ephemeroptera; Baetidae
Product: brachyurin-like
Exons: 6
Coding region: 1-825 (274 amino acids)
Biological process (GO): proteolysis
Molecular function (GO): serine-type endopeptidase activity
Source: RefSeq, a predicted model, not a curated record
AUGAAAUCGGCCAUCGCCUUGACCCUCAUCCUUGUCGUCGCGGCUCAGACCGCUGACUGGCACAAAAUACAAUCGUACGGAAGCGCCAUCGGGGCCUCUCACGCCAAUUUAAACAUCAUCCGUGGAGCUGUCGUACCCCCUGGACUUCUUCCAUUCCAGGUUCUGAUUGCGAUUGACGGCGACCUGACUGAUAUCUGUGGUGGAUCCCUCAUUAAGGCAGACAAAGUGCUGACUGCUGCUCAUUGUUGCGACGGAGCGAAAUUUUUCGGGGUCUUCCUUGCCACUAUAAACUUUGCAAUUGAGGAACCCAACCGGAAGUAUGUCACGACCACUUCAUUCAAGAUUCACGAGAAAUACACCAAUAUAAGUGACUACGAUAUCUGCGUUAUUCACCUGGACGAAGAGGUUCGUGGCGAAGGCAUCGCCACCAUCCGGCUGCCGUCUCGCUCUCAGGUCAAAACAACCUUCGACGGAUUCAGAGCUACCAUCGCUGGCUGGGGAAACACCAAAAAUAAUGACCACAGUAACACUGUGCUUAGGUACACGGACCUCAUCAUCAUGAAGAAAACCUUCUGCAGCCAGUACUAUAAUGAUUUUGAUGCAGAGAAACUGAUGUGCACGUACAACGUUGUUUACGCAUCUGCUACAUGCAAAGGAGACUCUGGUGGCCCCCUUAUCAUCACCGAGUCGGACGGAGUGAAGACCCAAGUUGGAAUCCUCAGCUUUGGUCCUAAACCAGGGGUUGGCGGCUGCGAAUCGCAUCGACCCGACGGCCACGUCAGACUCACAGCUCACCUUGACUGGAUUAAAAGUGGGCUGGAGUAAAAAUCCGCCCUUAAAACUACUGCUGUUAUCGAGGACCGU